AUGGCUGCCCGAACGAGAAGACAAAAGGCCGCGUUGGCCGCCCAAUCCUCCGGGGAUGAAUCGCCGGAAGUGAACGGCACGGCACAGAAGUCUUCCCCCAAGAGCACAAAAUCGACGUCCCGCGUGGAUGAAGCAAAGGAGAAUGUAUAUUUGUUCAUGCCCAAUCUGAUUGGAUACUGUCGGGUGGUUCUGACUAUCGCCUCGCUGUACUAUAUGCCCCUCCACCCUCGGACCUGCUCCAUACUAUACAGUGUUUCGUGUUUGCUCGAUGCUUUAGACGGAUAUGCGGCGCGGUACUACAACCAGUCGACCACGUUCGGGGCAGUGCUGGACAUGGUGACGGAUCGUUGCACGACGGCGUGUCUCCUGGUUUUCCUGAGCUCCGCCUGGCCUCGUUGGGCUAUCAUUUUCCAAGGCCUGAUUGCCCUAGACAUGGCGAGCCAUUAUAUGCACAUGUAUGCCACUCUCAGCAUGGGCGGAGCUGGCCAAAGCCACAAGAAGAUUGAAGCGUCUCGGAGCUGGAUUUUGUACCAGUAUUACCACAGCAAGACGGUGCUGUUUAUCUGCUGUGCUCUCAACGAAGCUUUCUUCAUUGGCCUCUACCUGCUUUCCUUCUCAUCCCCUGCCCUCUCUCCGUCCCUCCUUCAGGAACCUGCCCAGGCUUCCGUCCAGCCGGGCACGUCCCCAACUAGUAUCUUCACCAGCCCUUGGAGUGCCGGAGCUCUGGAGAUGGCUCGCGCUAACAAGAUCGACAGCUGGUGGCCCUGGGUGGUCACCGGCAUAUCCUUCCCCGUCAUGGCGCUGAAGCAGAUCAUCAACGUUGUGCAGCUCGUGAACGCCAGUAACUGGUUGGUUGAGGGAGACAUCGCCAACCGGAAGGCCAUGCGCAACGGUAAGAACUAG
This is a messenger RNA of Aspergillus terreus NIH2624, 903 nucleotides long. RefSeq names its product CDP-diacylglycerol--inositol 3-phosphatidyltransferase. The record is from RefSeq and is a predicted model, not a curated record. Gene Ontology annotation, molecular function: CDP-diacylglycerol-inositol 3-phosphatidyltransferase activity. The transcript has 3 exons. Gene Ontology annotation, cellular component: Golgi apparatus; membrane. Gene Ontology annotation, biological process: phosphatidylinositol biosynthetic process. The coding region runs from base 1 to 903 and encodes 300 amino acids. Lineage: Eukaryota; Fungi; Ascomycota; Eurotiomycetes; Eurotiales; Aspergillaceae.